CUCGACUCGGCCCAAACUCCCAGGAGCGCUGCACCUGGCGCUCCUAGGCCCCCGCGCGCGGACAUAGCAUAGCCCAAUGGCGCCGCGGGGCGCCGCGGCCUGACCACCGGGGUGGGGCCGAUGCUGCGCGCGGCCCUGGAGCAGGCAUUCGAGUGCGAGGAGAGCGAGACGCAGGACAGCGACGACAGCGACUCCUCGUCGACAGAGGAUGACGCGAAAGCCGGCAGCCUGCGCAGCACCUGCUUCGUGUUUGCGGCCAUCUUCUCAACCACCGCGGCGCUGGACGUUGGUUUGGUGCUCCUCACCAGCUCGAUGACUGACGUGGGGGUCUGGUUCUACGAGUUCAUCGCCGACGAGGAGACAGCCAUGCUCGGGAAGUGGCUGCGGAGAUUCGCCUUCUCUGGGGGGGGAUUCUGCCUGGCCUUGGUUUACUUGCUCGAGAUGUGGCGGUGGAACAAGAGUUGCUUGCGAGUCGUCUUCAAAGCCUUUAUUGUGUUGGCGACGAUAGUCUUUGCGCUGGGCAUCUUGUUUGCAACGCCAAAGUUUCCCGAGAUACCAGUCUUCUACGGGCUUUUCGCAAUUAUGUUUGCCACAAGGUGUUGGCUGGUCUUUGUCAUCGCGCCUAUGGGCGUAAAGAGGCAGUCCUUUCACGACGGCUGUGCCCUGGCGUAUAUUGUAAUAUCUGUUGUGCUAUUUGGCGUGUGGCUGGCGUGGCUUACGUGGCCUUACACUUACAACAACUCCGCCUUCAGCGAGCAGUCGUCUGCGACGUUCAUGGAAGAUGGGUCGCAGACCGGCAUGAAAGCCUCUUGGAUCCUCUGGUGCUCUCCGGCAGCUCUGGCAUUGGCUCACUUCAUCAUGGGCAGUUUCGUGUUCAUGCGCGGCCGGUUCGGCCUCCACCACCAGGACCCAGGCAGCGUCGACUUGGGCAUCGAGGUAAAGAUCAGUGUCAUGGUGCUCGCCUUCCUUGGUUUCGCCGGGUACAUUGCCGCCAUCCUCGGCGCCCACGACGCGACGGUCGGCAAGCUGGUCCUGACCUACACGGGGAUCACUUUUCUGCUGGUGUUCUCGUACUUGGCCAGGUGGGUCGGCCUGAAAAGCCUCGAGCGGAUGGCCGAGGAGAACUCCGCUUUGCAGACCGCGGCGGGCAUCGUCGCGAAUGAUUGGGUCAAGGCGCUUGUCGUACUCCUGGGGCCCCCCGUCCUGGUUGUGUUCGUAGUGGUGGAGUGGAUCCACCAGUGCUGCAGGCGACGUUUGCAGCGCUGCGGGGUCCUGGACUCUAAGGGGGGCGAGGUGGUAGAACCCAUCGUGGGCGCAAGGCGGUAUGCGUGCCUCACAUGGGAGGCCAACGUCGUUUUGCACGAGGGUGGCGAGUUUCUCUUUGGCGACACUACGUCGGUUCUAACGAAGGCGAUCUACUGGGCCAUCGGGAUCGUCUUCAUGAUGGCGUUCGGGUCCACGUGCAUCUGGAUGUUCCUACAGUGGGUUAAUUCGAAAUUGGCGGGUAUCCCUCGGGAGCUCUGCUUGCUAAUCAUGUACGUGGUGGUGCUGCUGCUGUUCCUUUUCCCGCCCAUCAGCGGGCAGAUCAUUUAUGGUUUCGCGGCCACCGUCGUCCAGCCCCUGUACGGGUACGGCAACGAAUUCUGGACGGGGAUCGUGGUGUCCUCCACGCUGUGCCUGCUCGGCAAGCUGGUCGCCACGGCCAUCCAGAUGAAGUGCAUCGGGGGCCCAGGGGCGAAUUCGGUGUACGUCAAGCGGUCCAUCGGCGUGCACACGAGCUUCAUGAAGGCGCUGAGGUACGUGCUGACGAGGCCAGGGUGCAGCCCGGGCAAGAUCCUGAUCCUGACCUUCGGGCAAGACUUCGCCACCUCGGUGCUGACCGGCAUCCUGGACCUGGCCCUGGUGCCCAUGCUGAUCGGCACGCUGCCCGUCAUCGUCGUCAUCGUCCCCUGCUGCGUCGCCUUCGCGUACACGCUCCGAGCGGGGGAGGACGUGACGUUCGAGGCCCAGCACCGGGCGAUCGCGGGCCUCAACCUCGUGCUCUCCGGGAUCGUGGCCGCCGCGGGGAACGCGGGCAUCGUCUAUUACGUCCAGGAGGCCCUCCACGCGCAUCACGACGAGCUGAACCGGGAGGGCUCGGACUGGAUGGCGGACCCGCUGGAGCCCCAGGUGCUGGCGUCCGUCGAGGAGGCCAAGAGGGAGGAGCAGAAGUGGUCGAACAAGACCAGCUGGGAACGGCUGCCCCGCUCCAUGCGCGUCUGCCUCGGCGUGGGGCUUGGCCUGUCCACCGUGACCGUGUACGUCAUGAUGCAGCCGGUCCACCGGGCGUUUCUGAAGUUCGAGCUUGGCGACAAGAUCUCCGACCUACCUGGCGGCACACCCCUCGGCGCCGUGACGUAUCCUCUGGGCUGGCUGGUGGUCUUCUUCACCACGACGCUCGUGCCCCUCCCCCCCGCCCGGUCCUCGUCUCCGCCUUCAACCUCUGGGGCCAGCGCGCGGUCGCGGCCGAAGACGACGGCGAGGGGGACUCAGGGCUCUGAGCGGCGGCUUGCCGGCGGGGGCACCCUGCGGCCUGCCUGCUGUCGCCAGUGCAGCGCCUGGAGGAGAGGAGCCCGUUCUCCUCCUGACUUUUCACGCGUACGUGGUGAGUCCAGACAUGCUCCGAUAGGGCUCGUCGUCGUCGUCGUCGUCCUCCUGCUUCUCCUUCGGCUUGUCGUCGUCGUCGUCCUCUAUCCUCAAGGGCAAGCACCCUCGUAAGGACGGGGUGGUGCUUGAUGUUUCCUCUGCCUGGUGAGGUGGUCGGCAGACGUGGUCAAUGUCAAAAAAGAAAGUCCUUCUCGCCCUCCUCCUUCUCCUCCCC
Messenger RNA from Prorocentrum cordatum, 2860 nucleotides. The record is from the annotation of a GenBank genome assembly. Lineage: Eukaryota; Dinophyceae; Prorocentrales; Prorocentraceae.